Salvelinus fontinalis (brook trout) is the source of this 1919-nucleotide messenger RNA. Its product is annotated as RING finger protein 151-like. Gene Ontology annotation, molecular function: zinc ion binding. The coding region runs from base 487 to 1566 and encodes 359 amino acids. Lineage: Eukaryota; Metazoa; Chordata; Actinopteri; Salmoniformes; Salmonidae. Gene Ontology annotation, cellular component: plasma membrane signaling receptor complex. The record is from RefSeq and is a predicted model, not a curated record. Gene Ontology annotation, biological process: tumor necrosis factor-mediated signaling pathway; positive regulation of JNK cascade; protein K63-linked ubiquitination. The transcript has 6 exons.
GUCUAAAUAAUCAGAUUUUCGCCAGUUGAUGCUAUGGUUAAUUUCACAGAUUUACGACAAUAGUUUGCCUGCCCUACAUUAGGCCUACAGUAGUCCAUUCAGACUCAUUUAUGAAACCGAUCGACAUUGAUUACAUGGAUAUUUGUGUUAUAAAAUGUCACGUCAAUCUGAAGGAGUUUGCGGAAUUAAAUGAUGAUUCCGAUUGAGAUGUCAUCUGUCAUGGACUGAGCCCUGGUGCAGCUGGAUGCCUGGGCAGAGGAUCCCUGUUGCUAGGGAGACUUCACCACAGAGACAUGGCCCUGAGAGAGCAAAUAGAGGAAGGGCCAGAAGAAACCCUCACCUAGGGUAAACUACAGAGACAGGAGAUAGAAGAAGGGGUGGAGAGAGGAGAGAGGUCCAAAGAGGAAGAAAGGACUGAGGGAAGAGAGGGAAGAGAAGGAGAGUCUGUCAGUCUCAGGUAAGGGUCAGUGUAUUCUGUCAAAUAGAAUGCCAGUAGAAUGGAGAGUCAUAGGGGCUCAAACGGAGAAAACCACGAACAUUGAGGAGGAAGUUAACACUGCUGUAUGCUGCUGUAUGGGUGUCUGGCUGUUUUUGCUCUGCAUGGAUCUGUGUGUCUGUGUGUGCUGUAGGAUGGGUUAUGACCUGGAGAGGUUUGUGGGGUACGUGAACGAGGGGCUUCUGUGCUGUGUGUGUCGGGAUGUGUUGGAGCGCCCCCUCCAGGCCCCUUGUGAACAUGCAUACUGUGACGCCUGCAUCAGCUCCUGGCUCAUACACCACCAUUCCUGUCCCGAGGACAGACUUCCACUGGACAUCAGCACUCUGAGACCACUGCACAGGUACAUGCGUAAUGACCUGUCUAGGCUCCAGAUCCGUUGUGUUAACUCUGGCCAGGGUUGUGAUGCCAUCUGCUGCCUGGAGACACUUCACACACACCAGGACGAGUGUCCAUUCACCUUCAUAUCCUGCUCCUCCACAGGUUGUCCGGUGCAGGUGGAGAGGAGGGGUCUAGAGUCUCACCUGUUGGAGUGUGAGUUCCGCAGCAGGGCGUGUCCUAGCGGCUGUGGCCACACCCUCCUCUCUGUAGACCAAUCACAGCACAACUGUGUUGCAGAGCUACGAACAGAAUUGGAGCUGCUCAGGGCAGAGAUGUUGGGUAAGGUGGAGGAGGGCCAGGUGUCGAGGGUGGUGUGUGAUGUGCGGGCUCUCUUGGGGGCAGAGCGCCUGCGGAGACAGGAGCUGGCAGAAGUGGAGCUAGAGAAGAGGGAGCUACUGGAGACGCUCCGGAGCCUGCAGCCAUGCAGGGGCCAGCGGAACAGAGACGAGCCAAUCAGAGGACUGUAUCAAGAAGACGGGCCAAUUAGUAGCCAGCAUCAAGUGGAACACCCAACCAGGGGCCUGCUGAGGGCGGGGCCAACACAGGCUUCUACCCAAUCACUACCCUCGGCUUUGCCCACUCCAGCCUUAUACCCGCCUACCUCCCCACAGCCAGGAGAGGUGUCACAAAAGGCCUGUCCCCGCAGCCUUACCCUCGACUGCAUCAAGAGCAGAGAGGUCACCGUCAUCUGAGGGGCCAUUCCUAAUGUUACUGUGUUAUGUUCAGCACUGGGUUAUGUUCAGUAGGCGCAAAUGAGAGAAAAUGCUUUAAUUAAUUUCCUCAAUUCCUUCAUUUAACCGUCUCAAAACAUUUUUAUCUGGUGUGGCAUCUCCUGAACGCACCCUUGAUGAUUGGCAGUGAGCUGUGACAUUGCUUCAACUCAGAGAAAACCAGCCUGCUGAGAUCCUAAAUAAAGUCUGCUGAAACACCUCUGAUCUCUGGUCCUCUUAAGGUACAAUAGUCUUACUCCAUCUACUCUAAUGGAUUGGAAUUAUAUACAGCUCAUCAUGCAUUUCUUACAUUGCAUAUACCCCAUGCAUCGAUC